Messenger RNA from Trematosphaeria pertusa, 765 nucleotides. RefSeq lists its product as uncharacterized. Lineage: Eukaryota; Fungi; Ascomycota; Dothideomycetes; Pleosporales; Trematosphaeriaceae. Bases 211 to 666 code for a protein of 151 amino acids. The transcript is spliced from 2 exons. The record is from RefSeq and is a predicted model, not a curated record.
CGCUCGCUUCGAACGGAUUUUCUUACGUCUCUUACGUACCAUUCUUUUCUUCUACAGGACAUAGCUAGUUGCCCAACUCUCGAGACGAAACAAAUUGCGCUUAGAAAAUUUCCUUGGCGAGUCCGUCAGUUCUUGCGUUCUUCUCUACACAAGUUGUACUCAGAAUCCAUUACACCCACAUCUCACACACCAACCAACAAGAUCCCCCCAAUGCUAGCCCGGCUCUCGAGAAAACGAAACGAAUUAUGCUUGGAAAAUUUCCUUGGCGAGUCCCGUCCAUCCGUCCUUCCUUCCGCCUCCACAGAAGUCAUACCCUUCUCCACCUACACCCACAUCUCACACACCAACCAACAAGAUCCCAUCCCCAAUCCUCCAAUCCACCCACCUUCCAAGACACCCCCCGCCGAACCUGCCCAAACCGGCAUCUCCCUCCCACCCGUCGAUCACUGCACUAAAGGAUUGGCAAAGCAAGCUUUCGGCCUAGAACGCGCCGACGUACCAAGCGGCUGGGACCGUCUUGUCGAAUCGCUCAAACCGUUCAAGAGGGGGGGAUAUGCGAGGGUGGGGAGGGGUGAAUACUUGGGGCUUGGCUUUGCCCGUUUUGGGGACGGGGCUGGCUUGGCGGGAGGUGGGUUUGGGGGGUUAAGGGUUUGGGAGGAUUGCUGAGAGCGGUGCGGGUAUGUGCUACAUACGUGGGAAAGGGAAGGAUAGUAACUGACCGACUGACUGCAGACCACAUAAUCUAGGUCGUUCGCAUGUCAGGUA